AGUGUGUGUUUGUGUGUCUAUGUGAGUGUGUUUGUGUGUGUGCUUGUGUGUGUUUGUAUGUUUGUGUGUGUGUGUCUGUGUGCGUUUGUGUGUGUGUAUGUGCUUCUCAUGAUCUGUAAGAAGCAAUUCCUGCCCACAAGGAGCUUACAUUCCAUUGGGGAAGACAACAGGUUCUGUUCUAUUCAGAGUGAACAUGUGGGGCUUUGGAGGGGAGAGGGGAGAGGUCAGGGACCAGGCAAGAAUUCUGUUGCGAUGGAGGGAAGUGCUUGGGUACAUCCUGAAUGAAACCGGGGAGUUCGAGAAGCAAAACUGCGGAGGGAGGGAGUUCCAGGCCCGGGGAGCGGCCAUGCAAAGAGGAGGAGGAUUUUGGAACCCGGGCUCUUAGAUUGCAGAGUUACAAAAGGCAUCCCCAUCCAGGGACUACCAGCCUCUGGUCAAAGAUAGCACUUGACUGAGCAGGGAGCUCCCGGCUGUGCAGCAUCUGGUGCAGAAGUUAGCCGUGGGCACCGGCAUCAUGUGAUACAUUCUGUGAUACAGCACGUCCCGUGGGACUCUCCCCUGGUCCUCUCUUGUCCAGGGAUCCACGGGGGAGGGGAAGGGGAGGGCCUUGGGAGCCCUCCUGUCGAGUCCCAGCAAGAUUCAGCUUCCGUUAACCGUGGCAGAACGUGGCUCCUGGAAAUGGUCAUCCGUGACAGUGAUACAUAGGCUCUGUAUAAAACAACCCUCACCACAACCACGGUUUGGCUCAUGAUCGUGGGAUGGAUCGGACCCGGCCGAGAUUCCUGGGCCUCUCAGGGCCGGCGAGGAGGCGGCCCAGGAGCUGUGACCGCCAGGAAAGCUGAGUUAUCCAUUACUUAAUACAACCCUAGCUGCUUGGCUCCCUCCCCUUUGGCUCCAGGAUUUCGGUAAUGUUUCACUGAAAUGUUAACCAUUAUCAAGGCCUCCCAGGGGUGUGAAGAGCAAAUGAGAAAUUCACACCGUCCAGAGACAAGUGUGAGGAAGGAAGCUGAGAAUCAGCUCAAAGAAAACCCUCUCUCUCUGGCUCUCUGUGUGUCUCCCCUUCUCUGUUAUCUCUGUGCUGUCUCUGUCUCCCCAUCUCUGUUAUCUCAGUGCUGUCUCUGUCUCCCGUCUCUGUCAUCUUGGUGCUGUCUCUGUCAUCCACUUGCCUCUGUUCUUUCCGUAUCUCCCUAUUUCUGUUAUCUCUGUUCUCUCCCUACCUCUGCUAUUAUCUUUCUGAUCUCUGUUAUCUCCCUAUUUCUGUUAUCUCUCUGAUCUCUCAUCUCCCUGUUUCUAUUUCUCUUAAUCUCCUAUUAUCUCUCCUAUUUCUGUUUUCUCCCUAUUUGUUAUCUCCCUAUCUCUGUUAUAGAGAUUAUUUUUCUGAUUUCUGUUAUCUCUGUGAUCUCUCUUGUUAUCUCCCUGUCUCUGUUGUCUGUGUCUCCCUGUUAUCUCUGUGUUGUCUCUGUGAUCUCCCUGCCUCUGUAAUCUCUGUAUCCCCCUACUUGUUAUGUUUAUCUUCUUAUCUCUAUUGUCUUUCUGAUAUCUCUAUUAUCUCCCUAUUUCUGUUAUCCCUCUAAUCUGUUAUCUCUUUAAUCUCUCAUUUGUCUCUGUGUAUCUCCCUACCUCUGUUCUCUCUCUGAUCUCUUCAUUAUCUCUUUGUUAUCUCCCUAUUUCUGGCAUCUCUCUAAUCCCUCUGUUAUCUCCUUGUCUCUGUUAGCUGUAUCUCCCCAUUUCUGUUAUCUCUUUAUCUCUUAUCUCUGUUAUCUCCCCAUUUCUGUUAUCUCUUUAAUCUCUCAUUUGUCUCUGUGUAUCUCCCUACCUCUGUUAUCUCUCUGAUCUCUUCAUUAUCUCUUUGUUAUCUCCCUAUUUCUGGCAUCUCUCUAAUCCCCCUGUUAUCUCCUUAUCUGUUACCUGUAUCUCCCCAUUUCUGUUAUCUCUUUGUCCCCCUGUUAUCUUGUUACCUCCCUGUCUUUGUUAUGUCAGUAUGUUAUCUCUUAUCUUUCUGUUAUCUCUCUAUCUCUGUGGAAUCUCUGUUAUCUCUUUGUAAUCUGUUACCUCCCUCUCUGCUAUCUCUCUAUCUCUGUCUCUCCCGGCCCCCCACUUCGCCCCCGCGCUCCACAGAGCAUUUAGAGCAGAACCGAACCUUAGAGACGCGCUCCUGUCCCCCUCAGAUGACCGGACCAGGUGCUCCUGGCCGGCUGAGGAUGGAGGGGCCGCUCUGUCUCGUGUCUCCCCCAGCCUUCAUCUCGGCCAGCCUCAGCUCGCUGCCCGCCUCCGAGGCUUACCCGCUGUGCGGCCCCGAGUGGGGGCCCCCCGCGGGGUGCGGCCCGGAGGCGGCCCCGGCCCGGCGGGGCUGGAAGAACCCCCACGUGUCCAACGUGACGGUCCAGCUGGAGAUGAAGAGCCUGUGGGAGGAGUUCAACCGGCUGGGCACCGAGAUGAUCGUCACCAAGGCGGGAAGGAGGAUGUUCCCCACGUUUCAGGUGAAGAUCCUGGGCAUGGACUCCCUGGCCGACUACGCCCUGCUCAUGGACUUCAUCCCCCUGGACGACAAGCGGUACAGGUACGCCUUCCACAGCUCCACGUGGCUGGCGGCCGGCAAGGCGGACCCGGCCACGCCGGGCAGGCUGCACUUCCACCCCGACUCCCCGGCCAAGGGCGCCCAGUGGAUGCGCCAGAUCGUCUCCUUCGACAAGCUGAAGCUCACCAACAAUCUGCUGGACGAUAACGGCCACAUCAUUCUUAACUCCAUGCAUCGCUACCAGCCGCGAUUCCACGUGGUGUUUGUGGACCCCCGCAAGGACAGCGAGCGCUACGCCCAGGAAAACUUCAAAUCUUUCAUCUUCUCGGAGACUCAGUUCACAGCUGUAACAGCCUACCAGAACCACAGGAUCACUCAGCUGAAGAUCGCCAGCAACCCCUUUGCCAAAGGCUUCCGAGAGUGUGACCCGGAUCCCUGGCCUAGGGCUCCGAGGCCCGUGCUCAGCCCCAUACCCCAAAGCAGCCGGGCACUGAAGGACCACCACCGGGAAGAGCUAGAGCUGGACAAGCGCGGCCAGAGCUUCUGCCCCAAACUCUGUGCUCCUGCCUCCGAGACGGGCCCCCAGCCCCACCGCCACCCGGCGGGCCCCGUGCUGUCCAGAGGGCUCUCCGGGGCCCCCAGCGCCGCCCAUCUGGCCCCAGAGGCCCUCCUGGCUCCCCCCGGCUGCCCGUCCGUCUCCUACCACGGCUUAUACGUGGGGGCCUCGGUCAGGACCCGCCCGGCUCCCUACCCUCUCCCCGAGACCAAGGUGCCGGGGAGCCAGGAAGCCCUCCCGCUCCGGCCUCCUCAAGGAGCCCUGGGCCUCCUGGCAAGCGACCGGGGCCUAGAGUAAGCAGCCAGGGCCGGGCCUGGGGCUGGAUGCGAGAGUGGGAGCUGACGGCGCCCGCAGGUGACUUCCUGUAGGAUCCCAGACCCCAGCUCGGCAGCACCCCUCCCCCCCCACUCAGCUUCCUCCUACCUACUCUGAACCCUGUCUUUGCAACUUCCUAUCUUAUUGUACUGGGCAAGUAAAUCUCCCUCUCUCUCCCCCUUGGACCCACUUUACAGAUGAGAAAAGUAAAGCCUGAUUUCCCCAGGGAGAAGGAAAUGGCUUAAAAAGACUCACAUCCCUCUCCAAUGUCUAGUGUCCUAGCCACACCCAUUACCCACCUUCCACAAAGACGGGGGCGGGGACAGGGAUGGGAGUCAAGGGGGCCUUAAAAAAUCCAGGUCACCUGACUUCCAAUCUGUCCUCUGACUGCUUGGGCACCUGGGGGAGUCACGUGAGGGUUGGGGAAGUAGCUCCUCCUCUCUCAGGUCUCCUGGAAUUUAUGCUGAAGUGAAUGAACCACAUCUGAGCCAUCCAGGGACCUGCUCCUCUGUCCCUCCCCCCACAGUCUGAGCCCAACCCCCACCCCUUUUCCCCAUCCCCCCCCCACAGCCAGAUUAAAGGGAAAACAUCAAGGACCCAGCCCUGGUCCCUGCCUAGAGGGAGAUUGUUAGCCCAACUCAGAUCCACUGAGUCACAGGUCAUGUUCAGACUCUAUGCUUAACCUCCCAGACCUCCCGGAGGAAUACCCCACAGGGAUUGCCUUUGGGCUAAUGGGGAUAAUUACAGCCCCCCCUUUUGCCCCCCCCACAAUUCCCAAGGCUGCGGGUCAGCGCCCCACUGGGAGACCUCUGAAGUUGGUCUUUGUGGGGCCCCUCCCUCCUCCCCCCUGCUGAGUUCUGCUGGUUUGGGGAGGACCCAGGUCGGAGGGGACACAGGGCCUGGGGUGCAGGGGCGGGGAGGGGAGGGGGGAAUGAGCCUCUGUUCCCUUCCUUGGCCAUUAAAUCACCGGCCUGAACGUG
Messenger RNA from Antechinus flavipes (yellow-footed antechinus), 4369 nucleotides. RefSeq names its product T-box transcription factor 10 (gene TBX10). Gene Ontology annotation, molecular function: RNA polymerase II cis-regulatory region sequence-specific DNA binding; DNA-binding transcription factor activity, RNA polymerase II-specific. Gene Ontology annotation, cellular component: nucleus. The coding region runs from base 1974 to 3371 and encodes 465 amino acids. Lineage: Eukaryota; Metazoa; Chordata; Mammalia; Dasyuromorphia; Dasyuridae. Gene Ontology annotation, biological process: cell fate specification; positive regulation of DNA-templated transcription; regulation of transcription by RNA polymerase II. The record is from RefSeq and is a predicted model, not a curated record. The transcript is spliced from 7 exons.